AUGCAGCGGCCGGAGGCCUGGCCACGUCCGCACCCGGGGGAGGGGGCCUUAGCGGCCCAGGCUGGGGGCCCGACGCCGCCCGCCCGAGCCGGAGAGCCCGCGGCGCCGCGGUUGCAGGAACCUUCCCUCUACACCAUCAAGGCUGUUUUCAUCCUGGAUAAUGAUGGGCGCAGGCUACUGGCCAAGUAUUAUGAUGACACAUUCCCCUCCACGAAGGAGCAGAUGGUCUUCGAGAAAAAUGUCUUCCACAAGACCAGCCGGACUGACAGUGAGAUUGCAUUUUUCGGGGGCAUGACCAUCGUCUACAAGAGCAGCAUCGACCUCUUCCUGUAUGUGGUGGGCUCAUCCUACGAGAAUGAGUUGAUGCUCAUGGCUGUUCUCACCUGCCUGUUUGAGUCUCUGAACCACAUGUUAAGGAAGAACGUGGAGAAACGCUGGCUGCUGGAGAACAUGGAUGGAGCCUUCCUGGUGCUGGAUGAAAUUGUGGAUGGCGGCGUGAUUCUGGAAAGUGACCCCCAGCAGGUGAUCCAGAAAGUGAAUUUUCGGGCGGAUGACAGCAGCUUGAAUGAACAGAGCGUGGCCCAGGUUCUUCAGUCUGCCAAGGAACAAAUUAAAUGGUCAUUACUGAAAUGA
Molecule: messenger RNA, 633 nt
Organism: Orycteropus afer afer
Lineage: Eukaryota; Metazoa; Chordata; Mammalia; Tubulidentata; Orycteropodidae
Gene: COPZ2
Product: COPI coat complex subunit zeta 2
Exons: 9
Coding region: 1-633 (210 amino acids)
Biological process (GO): retrograde vesicle-mediated transport, Golgi to endoplasmic reticulum; intracellular protein transport; intra-Golgi vesicle-mediated transport
Cellular component (GO): COPI vesicle coat
Source: RefSeq, a predicted model, not a curated record